AUGGAUAAUACUCCUCCUCCACCACCACCUCCGCCGCAACUGCAACCGCAACAUCCACAACCACCACCACCACCACAGCAACUGCUAACGCAACCGCAACCGCAACCGCAACCGCUUUGUAUCCUUCCUCCAUUUAUCCAUGACAUUGACAACCCACAACAACAACAACAACAACACCCAUUCCCUCCUCCAAGCACCCCAUGUUCCUCCUCUUCCACAACCUCUUACCGCAAGAAACGUCGUUCUAAAGUUCUCCACAUUGAAACCACCACAACUAACACCACCCUCCCAAACAAACACCCUUCUGGUAAAGAUAUGACACCCCCACCAUGCACCGAGUGUGGUAAGACAUUUUGGUCUUGGAAAGCUCUCUUUGGUCACAUGCGUUGCCACCCUGAGAGACAAUGGCGUGGUAUUAACCCUCCACCCCACCUUCGCCGUGGUACUCUCCCUCCAACUCCCCCUUCCACUCCUAGGCCUACAACUUCUGACGACCGCGAGGUCGCUGCUAGCCUUCUCUUGCUUGCCUCCUCCCCUCAAGUGGCCGCCACCACGUUCGAGUGCUCGAGUUGCAAGAAGACAUUCGGGUCCCACCAAGCCCUAGGCGGCCACCGUGCCAGUCAUAAGAAUGUCAAGGGCUGUUUUGCCAUUACCAAGAGUAGUUCUACUGACGUUGAACAGGAUCAUAAUUUCAUGAUCAUGCAAAGUGGGCUUAGUCAUGAUGAAGGACUUGGACUGGGCCUAGGCCUGUCUUUGGGCUUGGGCUUUGGAGUGGGUCACAAGUGUGGGCUUUGUUACAAGGUUUUUCCUACUGGACAGGCCUUGGGUGGACACAUGAGGUGUCAUUGGGAAAAGAGUGAGGAAGCUUCAACCUCGUCUAUUGGUCUUGCUCUUGGGCCUGUUUCAACUUCUAAUCAAGCCCAAUCUUGUCUUGAUCUUAAUCUCCCUGCUAAAUUACAGGAUCAGGGUGCUUCUUCCUCUGUUAAUCCUUCUAAUAAUAUGCAAUUAGAGCUUAGGUUAGGAAUAUAA
This is a messenger RNA of Beta vulgaris subsp. vulgaris (sugar beet), 1029 nucleotides long. RefSeq names its product zinc finger protein ZAT3. Bases 1 to 1029 code for a protein of 342 amino acids. The record is from RefSeq and is a predicted model, not a curated record. The transcript has a single exon. NCBI's taxonomy places the organism in Eukaryota, Viridiplantae, Streptophyta, Magnoliopsida, Caryophyllales, Amaranthaceae.